AUGGCUUUAUCUCUUUAUUAUGAUGAAGAUGAUGACGAAAAUGAAAAUGAAAACAAAGAUAAACCAAAUAAUGAUUUUAAAAAUCAACAACAAAUAAAUACAUCAAAAACCACUAAUAAUAAUAAUAAUAUUAAUAAUAAAAAUAAUUAUAAUAAUAAAUUCAAUGAUGAUGAUAUAUUUAAUAAUGAUAAAAUUAUAACCAAACCAAGAGUAACAACAACAACAACAACUACCAAAAAUACAUCAACCAAUUCAAAUAUAAAUAAAACCAAAUUUAAUGAUGAUGAUAUAUUUGAUGAUGAAGAUGAAGAUAGUAAUAGUAAUAAAACAACAACAACAACAACAACAACAACAACAACAACAGAUACAAUAAUAACAAAUGAUUAUAGAUAUCAAAAAACAGUACCAUUUUCAUCAUUUUGUGAUUUAAUGAAUAGAAUUAUUAAUGAUACAAAGAUUAGUAAUAAAAAGAAUUAUUUAGAGAAAUUUAUGAAUCAUUAUAAAGAUGAACCAAAUAAUUUUUAUCAAUUACUUAGAUUAAUAUUACCACAAUUGGAUAAAGAUAGAAAUAGUUAUGGAUUAAAAGAGAAAACAUUGGCAAGAUUAUAUGUUGAACUAUUGAAUAUAUCACCGGAAAGUGUUGACGCAAUGAGGUUAUUAAAUUGGAAGAAAUCAACCAAUGAUGAAAUUGGUGGUGAUUUCGGUACUGCUGUUUAUUUAUCGUUAAAGAAUAGAUGUAAUAAUGAUAAUGGUAGAAUUAAAGUCUCAAUGGGUGAUAUCAAUGAAUCGCUAGAUCAACUAAGUCAACCAUUAACAGAUAAGAAAACAAAAGUUUCAAUCUUAAAAAAAGUAUUACGAUCAACCACAGCACAAGAACAAAAGUGGUUUGUACGUAUCAUUCUAAAAGAGAUGAAAAAUGGACUCUCUGAUAACAUCACUUUAAAAUUCUUUCAUCCUGAUGCAAUCGACCAUUUUAAUAUAACUUCAAAUUUAAGAUUAGUAUGUACAAAUUUAUUUUAUAUGACACAAUCAAAACAAAAAGAAUUAAAAGAUAAACAAAAACUUGAAGAAAAAGAAAACCUUUUAAAACAACAACAACAACAACAAAAUGAUUUAGAUAUUUAUAAAUUAGAAAUUAAAUUAUUUAAUCCAAUAAAGCCAAUGUUGGCAAAUAGACAAAGUAUUGAUAAUUUAUCAAUGAUAUUGAAUAGUGCAAUUUCGGCAACACAAUUUGUGGUUGAAAAGAAAUUUGAUGGUGAAAGAAUUCAAAUUCAUAAAGAUGGUGAACAGGUUAAAUACUUUUCAAGGAAUAGUAAUGAUUCAACCGGUAUAUAUGGCUCAAUGUUUACACCAAUUGUUAAGGAGUGUGUUUUGGCCGAGAGAUGUAUAUUGGAUGGUGAGUUGAUUGUAUGGGAUUCCAUAUCACAACGAUUUGAAGAUUUUGGUAAUUUAAAAACAUUGGCAUUGAAUAAGGAUGGUAUUUCAGGUAGUGGUGAUCCGUUGGGUAUAAAUUAUGGCAAACAACUUUGUUUCAUUGCAUUUGAUAUUCUAUUUGUAAAAGAUCAAAGUGUGAUGAACUUACCAUUAAUGCAAAGAUUAAUGCUAUUAAAACGUUGUGUAACAAUAAAAUCAAAACAAUUUGAAAUCUCUGAACAGACAACUGUGAAUUCAAUUUCCCAAAUCAUUAGUUUACUAGAGAGUGCGAUCAUCAAUCGUGAAGAAGGUUUAAUGUUAAAGAAUUUACAUUCCCUCUAUGUACCUGCUGAAAGAAAAGAUAAAUGGGUGAAAAUUAAACCAGAGUAUAUAGAUGGCAUGGGUAAUGGUGCCGAUGAUUUGGAUUUGGUUAUUAUUGGUGGCUACUAUGGCAGUGGUUUGAAUAGAAGGGGUGGCACAAUCUCCCAUUUCAUGUUGGGUGUACCUUUUAUAGCAGAUUCCACCGACACUGACAUUGAUGAUGAAUCAACAUUUGAUAAGAAUGUUAUAUUCUAUUCAUUUUGUAAAGUUGGUUCAGGCUAUACCGAUAUACAAUUGAAAUCCCUACAAAAGGAUUUAGACCCACAUUGGAAUAACUUCAGUACAAGUAAACCACCAUCAAUAAUUCAAUUGGCUGAACCAUUCAAAGAGAAACCUGACGUUUGGAUUGAUCCAAGAGUUUAUUCAAAAGUACUUCAAAUUAAGGCAUCCCAAAUCGUUGUAACUGAUAAAUACAAAUGUGGCUACACUCUUAGAUUCCCAAGAGUAUUAAAAAUUAGAGAUGAUAAAGGUUGGAAAGAUUGUUGUAGUCAUGAAGAAAUCAUUGACCUCUUUACAAACUAUUCAACAAAUUUAAAUUUUAAAAGAGAUCAUGAAUAUGGUGAUGGCAGUGGUGGGAAAAAUAAAAAAUUAAAGAAAUCAAAGAAAACUACAAACCAACUAUUAGCCGAUAGUGGGUUAAAAGUAUUAUCAAUAUUUCAAGAUACUGACACAAGUGGUAUUAUACCAACUCAAAAUAUAUUUCAAGGUAUUGAAAUUUGUGUUAUUAAAGGUAGUAGUGGGGAAUACACAAAAUCAAAAUUAGAAAUUAUGAUUGUUGAAAUGGGUGGUUCAAAAGUUCAAUAUCCAUCAAGAAACACAAAUUAUGUAAUCUCUUCAAAAGAGGUUGUAAAAAUUCAAAAUUUAAUUCAAUCUGGUUUCAUUGAUAUCGUAUCUUUUAAUUGGAUUGUAGAUUGUUAUAAUGAAAAAAGGUUAGUCCCAUUAGGUCCUAAAUAUAUGAUUUUCUCAACUGAAUCAACAAAGAAAAGAUUUCUUUUAGAUUCUGACCAAUUUGGUGAUUCCUAUAUAAACGAAACUACUGAACAAUCUUUAAAAGAUUCUUUUAAUCAAAUUGAUAAAUUAAAAUUAAAAAAACAAUUAUCAAUCAAUUCUACUACUACUACUACCACUACUUCUAUUUCAAAAUAUUUUUCAAAUUGUUGGUGGUCAUUAUUUAAAGAAUUUACAUUUUAUUUAGAUUUAUAUCAAGUUGUUGGUGAGAAGUCAACAUUAAUUGAAAAUAAUAAUUUAGAAUUAUCAAAUUUAAAUAUUCAAUUUUAUGGUGGUAAAAUUUCAAUAGAAUUUAAUAAUAAAAUCACUCAUGUUGUUUUAGAUUCUUUAGAUUUAUCAAGAAUUACUUUUAUUAAAAAUAAAAUCAAUUCAUUAUCAUUACCAAUUCAAAUUGUUACUACAAAUUGGAUUCAACUUUCAAUUAAUAAUUAUUCAAUUCAACCAAUUUUAGAAAUUUUAGAUUAA
Dictyostelium discoideum AX4 is the source of this 3267-nucleotide messenger RNA. RefSeq names its product DNA ligase IV (gene lig4). Lineage: Eukaryota; Evosea; Eumycetozoa; Dictyosteliales; Dictyosteliaceae. The transcript has a single exon. Gene Ontology annotation, biological process: DNA repair; DNA biosynthetic process; DNA recombination. Gene Ontology annotation, cellular component: nucleus. The coding region runs from base 1 to 3267 and encodes 1088 amino acids. Gene Ontology annotation, molecular function: DNA binding; ATP binding; DNA ligase (ATP) activity. The record is from RefSeq and is a predicted model, not a curated record.